UGCUGCAAUUCAACUUGCUGCAAUUCAACCUGCUGCAAUUCAACCUGCUGCAAUUCAACCUGCUGCCAUUCAACCUGCUGCAAUUCAACACCCCGCAAUUCAACCUGCUGCAAUUCAACCUGCUGCAAUUCAACCUGCUGCAAUUCAACCUGCUGCAAUUCAACCUGCUGCCAUUCAACCUGCUGCCAUUCAACCUGCUGCCAUUCAACCUGCUGCAAUUCAACCUGCUGCCAUUCAACCUGCUGCCAUUCAACCUGCUGCAAUUCAACCUGCUGCAAUUCAACCUGCUGCAAUUCAACCUGCUGCAAUUCAACCUGCUGCAAUUCA
This is a messenger RNA of Gambusia affinis (western mosquitofish), 327 nucleotides long. RefSeq names its product keratin-associated protein 4-12. Gene Ontology annotation, cellular component: keratin filament. The record is from RefSeq and is a predicted model, not a curated record. The annotation marks the transcript as partial. Lineage: Eukaryota; Metazoa; Chordata; Actinopteri; Cyprinodontiformes; Poeciliidae. The transcript has a single exon.